AUGAAUAUGUUGGAUGAUGAAGAUGACCAAAGCUUUCACGCUACGCGUGACGGCUACUCCCAUUUGAGCGAUGUCGAAUGGGAUGCGGUUGAACGAAUGGGUUCGACCAUGGGCAUCCAUGCUGUUAGCGUCAUGCUAGAGGCUCUCAAUAGAGAUGCCCAACAUGCUACUAUCGCCAAGUUCAUUCAAAAUGAACUUGACGCAGAACGCGAGAAAGUAGCCUUGCUUCACCAACAAGGUUCUCAACAAGCAGAGUUGUUGAGAGAACAAGGUGCUCAACAGUUUGAACUGUUGAGACAGCAGCAGGCUGCUGCUGGCGGGUCGAUGCACUCGCGUCGGCCCGAGACUUUGAAGAUUGACAUCUCAAAGUAUAGGGGGUCGAAGAGGACUCCCCUCUUGAGAUGGUUCGUCGAAUUGGAUGACGCCAUAAGGGCGCGUCGCAUCGACGACGGGGAUAUGCAAGUUGCAUUUGCCCAGUCAAAUCUGGCAGGACGUGCCAAGACUUGGGCACUGGGGCUCAAGCUGCACGACCCAUACGCGUUUGGGUCGUUGGAAGUCUUCAAGUCGCGGCUUAGACAAACGUUUGAACCGCCUAGAGCUGAGUUCAGAGCUCGAGCCGAACUCUUGAAGCUCAAGCAGGGUAAGCGUGAUGUGCACGCUUACGCUCAACAUAUACGACAUCUCACGAGUUGUAUAAGUUCCAAUCCGGUGGAUGAACACACGUUGGUUUCGGUGUUCAUGCAGGGUCUUAACGGAUCCUAA
Peronospora matthiolae is the source of this 762-nucleotide messenger RNA. The record is from the annotation of a GenBank genome assembly. Lineage: Eukaryota; Oomycota; Peronosporomycetes; Peronosporales; Peronosporaceae.